Molecule: messenger RNA, 7057 nt
Organism: Schizosaccharomyces octosporus yFS286
Lineage: Eukaryota; Fungi; Ascomycota; Schizosaccharomycetes; Schizosaccharomycetales; Schizosaccharomycetaceae
Product: glutamate synthase Glt1
Exons: 2
Coding region: 441-6800 (2119 amino acids)
Molecular function (GO): FMN binding; glutamate synthase (NADH) activity; iron ion binding
Source: RefSeq, a predicted model, not a curated record
GCUAGCACGAACAGAAAUUAAGAAAAGAAGAAGGCCGAGGUUGGGACUAAAGAUCUUUCUUUUCCUCUCUAAAACAACAAAUUGCUUUUUUUUUUCUUUGUAUACUAGUUGCUAGCCGUUCGAACUUGGCCAUAGAAGGGUUUCCUUCAUUUUACGUCCCUUCUUUGUUUCAUUUGUAACACUCAUUUGAAGAAAAUCAACUUUUGUGUCUUUCUUUACAUUGCUUCUCCUUUCUUCAUACUCUGUAUUUGCUGGUAGACCUAAAAUUGGGAUCGUUCUUGUUAUUUCUUGUUUUUCUAUUUAUAUCUCAUCUUUAUUUAUCAGAAAUAGGAAUUCAGAUAACUUUGACUGUUGGUUUUUUCCGUGUUUUCUUUUCUUUUUCUUUUCUAUUACUUUUAUUUUUGAACUGCUUUCUUUUUCCUUUCCUUUCUUGGUUUAAUAUGGUUGUCUUGUCAUCCAUGAACGAGCCUUUGGAAUUCGUCAAUCAAAAUGCUACAUCAGUAGAUAACCUAAUGCAAAAUGCAAACACGGCACCACCUUCAAGUGAUGACUAUCCUCAUGCCCCAAUCUAUUCUUACGAGGUAGAUGGAAAUGAAGCUUGGGCAGGCUCUCUCCCUAAAGCACAGGCCCUUUAUGACCCUGCUUAUGAGAAAGACUCAUGUGGUGUAGGCUUCGUGUGUCAUGUUAAAGGCCAAGGUAAUCAUAAAAUUGUCACCGAUGCUCGUUUGUUGUUGUGCAAUAUGACCCAUCGUGGUGCAACCGGUGCUGAUACCCGUGAUGGUGAUGGUGCUGGUGUCAUGACUUCUAUGCCAUAUGCCUUUAUGCAAAAAGAAUUUAAACAAAUUCUUGGCUAUGACCUUCCCCAACCCGGUCAAUACGCUACCGGUAACGUAUUUUUUUCUCCUGAGCCCGAGGUAUGCCAAGAGGGUAUUGACUCGUUCACCAAUGUUGCCAACGCUCUUGAACUUGAAGUCCUUGGCUGGCGUUCCGUUCCUUGCGAUAAUAGUAUCCUUGGUCCUGCUGCUCUUUCCCGUGAACCUACGAUUUUGCAGCCCAUAAUUGUUCACAAGCCUGUGUACGAAGGCCUUUCAGAGUUUGAUGAAAACCUCUUUGAAAAACAACUCUAUCUCCUUCGCAAACAAAGUGCAAUUCAAAUAGGAAAAGAAAAAUGGUUUUACAUUUGCUCUCUUAGUCGUGACACUAUCGUUUACAAAGGUCAAUUGGCUCCUGUUCAGGUAUAUAACUACUUUUUAGACUUAAAUAAUGCAGAAUAUACUGCACAUUUUGCUCUUGUACAUUCUCGCUUCUCCACAAACACUUUCCCCUCAUGGGACCGUGCUCAACCCAUGCGUUUAGCUGCCCACAACGGCGAAAUUAAUACUUUAAGAGGUAAUAAAAACUGGAUGCGUGCUCGUGAAGGUUUGCUAAAAUCUUCUAAAUUUGGCGAUCAGUUGUCAUCUUUGUUGCCGGUAAUAGAACGCGGCGGUUCCGAUUCUGCAGCUUUUGACAAUGUUUUGGAAUUACUUUGCGUUAAUGGUACGGUUUCUUUACCCGAAGCUAUUAUGAUGUUGAUUCCGGAAGCUUGGCAGAAUGACAAUAGUCUCACCGACGAAAAAGCUGCUUUUUACGAAUGGGCCGCUUGUCAAAUGGAGCCCUGGGACGGACCUGCUUUGUUUAUAUUCGCCGACGGUCGUUAUUGCGGUGCUAAUCUUGAUCGUAAUGGUUUACGUCCUUGCCGUUAUUAUUUGACUUCUGACGAUAUGAUGAUUUGUGCCUCAGAAGUAGGAACUGUUGGUAUUGAGCCUGAAAAGGUAGUGCAAAAGGGACGCCUUUGUCCAGGUCGCAUGCUUUUAGUCGAUACCAAAGAAGGCCGUAUUGUAGAUGAUAAAGAACUCAAACAUAAUAUAGCAAAUCGUUAUGAUUUCCGUAGUUGGAUUGAUCAAGAGCUAUUGGAUAUGAAUAACAUCGUAGAUACUUUGGUUGGAGAUAGCAACAUCGAUCUCACUACCAAUAUAAAUAGUGAUGCUCUUGGCGAUGACAAGCAGCUCUUGGCUUUCGGCUAUAAUUUGGAGCAAAUCAACAUGGUCAUCGCACCCAUGGCCAAUGACGGUAAAGAAACUCUUGGCAGUAUGGGUAAUGAUGCGGCCAUUGCAUGCCUUUCUAGUGAGCCUCGUCUCCUUUAUGAAUAUUUCCGAGAAUUGUUUGCUCAGGUUACCAAUCCUCCGAUUGACCCAAUCCGUGAAGCUAUUGUUAUGAGCUUACAGUGUUACAUUGGUCCAAGCGGUAAUCUUCUUGAAAUUGAUCCUUCUCAGUGCCGCCGCUUGCGCCUUCCUACUCCGAUCCUUACUUUGGAAGAGCUAAAUGCUAUGAAAAAUGUUACUUACCUACAUCCUGACUGGAAGGUUGCGUCCGUUGAUAUUACUUUUGGUAAAAGUGAAGGUCCCAGAGGAUAUAGUGCUGCUCUUGAUCGUAUUUGUGCUAGGGUUGUCGAUGCUAUUGAAAAUGAUUAUAAGAUUGUCAUUCUUUCCGAUAGAGAUGCAAAUUCUGAACGGGUCCCAUUAUCAUCUGUUGCUGCUUGCGGUGCUGUUCAUCACUUUUUAGUUCAUCGAAAAUUACGUUCACGCAUCGCUCUUAUCUGUGAAUCCGGUGAUGCUCGCGAAGUUCACCAUGCUUGUAUUCUUCUGGGCUAUGGUGCCGAUGCUGUUUGCCCUUAUUUAGCAAUGGAAGCUAUUAUUAAGCUCCAAAGACAGAAUGCAUUGAAGCCUGGUGUUACUGAGGCGAAAGCAAUUGAAAAUUACAAACAUGCCAUGAAUGGCGGAAUUUUGAAGGUUAUGUCCAAGAUGGGUAUUUCCACCCUUCAAUCUUACAAGGGUGCUCAAAUUUUUGAAGCUCUUGGAAUUGACGAUGAAGUUAUUGAAAGAUGUUUCAUGGGUACUGCAUCUCGUAUCCGUGGUGUUACAUUCGAGCAUAUUGCUUUGGAUGCUUUGGCUUUUCAUGAACGUGGUUAUCCUAGAAGUGAUUCCAUACUUAGUUUAGAUAUCCCUGAUAUGGGUGAAUUCAACUAUCGUGAUGGUGGUGAAGAACACGUUAACCAUCCGAAAGCAGUCGCCUCUCUUCAGGAGGCAGUUCGCAACCAAAAUGAGUCUGCAUAUGCAGAGUUUGCUAAAACUCAUUAUGAACAAACUAGGAAAUGUACUCUUCGAGGAAUGCUUGAUUUUGAUGUCGAUCCAUCUCAGUCUAUUCCCAUAGAGCAAGUUGAACCAUGGACAGAAAUUGUUCGUCGUUUCUGUACUGGCGCUAUGUCUUAUGGUUCUAUUAGUAUGGAGUCCCAUUCCACGUUGGCUAUUGCCAUGAACCGUAUAGGCGGUAAAUCUAAUACUGGUGAAGGCGGAGAAGAUCCUGCUAGAAGCCAGCGAUUAACCAACGGCGACACUAUGCGUUCUGCUAUAAAACAAAUAGCAUCUGGUCGUUUUGGCGUUACUUCUUACUACUUGAGUGAUUCUGAUGAGCUUCAAAUUAAAAUGGCACAGGGUGCCAAACCGGGUGAAGGUGGUGAGCUUCCCGGUAAUAAAGUCAGUGAGUCUAUCGCUAAAACCCGUCACUCUACCGCCGGUGUCGGUUUAAUCUCUCCUCCUCCUCACCAUGAUAUUUACUCAAUUGAGGAUUUAAAGCAGCUUAUUUACGAUUUGAAAUGUGCCAAUCCUCGUGCUCGUGUUUCUGUUAAAUUGGUUUCUGAAGUCGGUGUUGGUAUUGUGGCUUCAGGCGUAGCCAAGGCUAAAGCUGAUCACAUUGUUGUGUCGGGUCAUGAUGGCGGCACAGGUGCUUCUCGUUGGACUGGUAUUAAAUAUGCUGGCUUACCAUGGGAACUUGGUGUUGCCGAAACACAUCAAACUUUGGUACUAAACGAUCUUCGUGGUAGAGUCGUUAUUCAAACAGAUGGUCAAAUUAAAACUGGUCGCGAUGUUGCCAUUGCUUGUCUACUUGGAGCUGAAGAGUGGGGAUUUGCAACCACUCCGCUUAUUGCUUUAGGCUGCAUUAUGAUGCGAAAAUGUCAUCUCAAUACUUGUCCUGUUGGUAUUGCAACUCAAGAUCCUGAAUUACGUAAAAAAUUUGAAGGACAGCCCGAACACGUCGUCAACUUCUUUUACUAUGUUGCAGAAGAGCUUCGGGGAAUUAUGGCUAAGCUCGGCUUCCGCACCAUUAAUGAAAUGGUAGGCCGCUCUGAUAAGCUGAAGGUUGCUGAACCCAUUAAUGCCAAGUCCAAGCUGCUUGACUUGUCUCCUCUAUUGACUCCUGCCUUUACUCUCCGACCCGGUGCUGCCACAUACAAUAUCCGUAAGCAAGAUCAUAGACUUUAUACGAGGUUAGAUAAUAAGUUGAUCGAUGAAGCUGAACCUAGUUUGGAAGACGGUAUACCUUCUGUUGUGGAGUGCGAAAUAAUAAACACAGAUCGUACCUUGGGAGCAACUCUUUCGAACAGAAUUAGCAAGCGUUAUGGUGAAGAGGGUUUGCCAGCGGACUCUAUUUGUGUGAAAGUCUUUGGCUCUGCUGGCCAAUCUUUUGGUGCUUUCUUGGCUCCAGGUGUUACCUUACAAUUAGAAGGUGAUUGCAACGAUUAUGUCGGUAAAGGCUUGUCUGGUGGCCGUCUAAUUAUUCUUCCACCCAAAGCCUCCUCAUUUAAACCUGAAGAAAACGUUAUUGUUGGAAACGUUUGUCUGUACGGUGCAACUUCUGGUCAGGUGUUUAUCUCUGGUGUUGCUGCUGAAAGAUUUGCCGUCCGUAAUUCUGGUGUUGUUACUGUCGUUGAAGGUGUCGGUGAUCAUGGCUGUGAAUAUAUGACCGGUGGUCGUGUUGUCAUCCUUGGUAACACUGGUCGAAAUUUUGCUGCUGGUAUGUCUGGUGGUAUUGCUUACGUCUAUGACAAUCAUACAGAUUUUUCUAAAAAGGUUAAUAUGGAAAUGGUAGAACUUACUACCGUAUCUGAUGCUGCUGAAAUUGCAUACUUGAGGGGCCUUAUUCAGGAUCAUCGUCAUUUGACUGGUUCCCAGGUGGCUGAUCGCGUUUUGAGUGAUUUUCCUCGAAAUUUGAAUAGAUUUGUUAAGGUCCUACCUAGGGAAUAUAAAGCAGUCCUGGAGCGUGAGGCCGCUAAGAAAGAGGAAGCUAAGCGUCUUCAAUAUCCCAAGGCUUUUAUGCCCGGUAAUCGUAUCCGCCAGCAGUUAGAGGAAUCAAAUCGUGGUGCAGCGAUUACUGACGUUGAGGAUACUUUGGGUGCACCUGUGAAAAAGAGCCCUCCUCUCGACAAGUUGCGUGGGUUCAUGAAGUAUCAACGCCGGAGUGAACAUUACCGUAAUCCACAUAAACGUACCAACGAUUGGAAAGAACUCUCUGUUCGUCUUAAGGAAGACGAGCUUCGUCUUCAAACAGCUAGAUGUAUGGAUUGUGGUACCCCAUUCUGUCAAUCUGAUUACGGUUGUCCGGUUUCCAACAAGAUUUUCACGUGGAAUGAUUUAGUGUUCAAAAAACAAUGGAAGGAAGCCCUCGUUCAAUUACUUAUGACUAAUAACUUCCCCGAGUUUACUGGCCGAGUAUGCCCCGCUCCAUGUGAGGGUUCUUGUGUUUUGGGUAUAAUUGAGUCUCCCGUAGGUAUCAAGAGUGUCGAGCGUGCCAUUAUUGAUAAAGCAUGGGAGGAAGGUUGGAUUAAGCCCCAACCUCCUGCUAACCGUUCAAACAAACGUGUCGCAGUAAUCGGUUCAGGUCCUGCCGGUCUUGCAGCUGCCGAUCAAUUAAAUCAUGCUGGUCAUAACGUUGUUAUAUAUGAACGUGCUGAUCGUCCUGGUGGCUUGUUACAAUAUGGUAUUCCGAAUAUGAAAUUGGAUAAGUUCGUAGUGGACCGUCGCAUUCAGUUAAUGGUUGAUGAAGGAGUCGAAAUAAUGACUAAUGUGGAGAUUGGUAGUCCACAUGGUGUAUCUUUAGAAGAAUUACAAAGUACUUACGAUGCUGUAGUACUCGCUACAGGAUCCACAAUUCCUCGUGACCUUGCUAUUCCCAACCGAGAUGCCAAGGGUAUUCAUUUUGCUAUGGAAUUCCUUCACAAGAACACCAAGAGUUUGCUAGACAGUAAGCUUGAAGAUGGAGAAUAUAUUAGCGCCAAGGGCAAGGAUGUUAUCGUUAUUGGCGGUGGUGAUACUGGUAAUGAUUGCUUAGGUACAAGCGUUCGCCAUGGCGCUAAAAGCAUUCGCAAUUUGGAACUACUUCCGAUUCCUCCUCGUGAACGUGCAUUUGAUAAUCCCUGGCCACAAUAUCCUCGGGUUUUCCGUGUUGAUUAUGGACAUGCUGAAGUUCAAGCUCAUUAUGGCCAAGACUUCCGUGAAUACUCAAUUUUGACUAAGAACUUUGAAAAAGAUGAUGAUGGAAACGUCACUGGUAUCCACACUGUUCGUAUUGAGUGGACAAAGAACAGCAAAGGCCGCUGGAUUAUGAAGGAAGUAAGAAAUUCUGAAGAAUUUUUCCCAGCUGACUUGGUUAUUCUCGCUUUGGGUUUCUUAGGUCCUGAAGAACAGGCUACAGCAAGCAUGGAUAUUCGCAGAGAUGCUCGUUCCAAUAUCAGCACACCUCAUAAGUCUUAUCAAACUAGUGUUCCUAAUGUUUACGCUUGUGGUGACUGUCGUCGUGGCCAGAGUUUGGUUGUUUGGGGAAUACAAGAAGGACGUCAAUGCGCGAGAGAAAUUGAUCUGCAAUUGUCUAGUAAAUCCUACCUUCCAGCUGACGGUGGUGUUGUUAAACGUAACGUAGCCAUCUAAAUAUUGGUUCAAUGAAAGCUUCAAGAUUUGGAUAUUGCAAGCUGCUGGUCGGGCUCUGCAAAAGACCACAUAAAUUACCGUGUUACUAUGUGUGUUGGAUAUUUUACAAUGGGGAUCUAUGGACAUGAAAUGAAUAAUUCACUCCGGGAUUCGAUGUAAUUAAUUAUUUUUGCAUUAAAUGAUAAACAGAAUUUGUUUUAUAUAUAUAACUAAUAUUCUAAUUUGAAAGAAUUAAUAAUAUAUAUACAUUAAUUUAA